Molecule: messenger RNA, 1080 nt
Organism: Meloidogyne enterolobii
Lineage: Eukaryota; Metazoa; Nematoda; Chromadorea; Rhabditida; Meloidogynidae
Source: the annotation of a GenBank genome assembly
AUGUCUCAGUUUAUCAAAAAGAAUAAAGGCCCUCUUAUAGUCUGUGGAAUUGUUGGUGGUGGUAUUGGUUUGUGGGUGUGGAAGACUAUGCGUGAAUGUGUGUAUUCAACUUUUGGCGUUAAUGAGGCGGAUGGUUACACUGUAAAGCGAAUUGAAGAGGCCUAUCGUAAGCUUCAAGAAAGUGAAGAAUGCCAUUCGCUUUUGAAGAAGCAUUUCACUGAAAGUGUGAAGGAUAAGCUGAAAUAUAAGAAGACCAAAUUGGGAGGGACUUUGUAUGAUAUCAUCCGCUCUGGUGUUGCCAAUCUUGACUCUGGUGUCGGUGUUUAUGCACCAGAUGCAGAAUCCUAUACAAAAUUUGCUGCUCUGUUCGACCCAAUUAUUGAUGACUAUCAUGGUGGUUUUGGUCCAAAUGCGAAGCAUCCCGCGACAUAUUUUGGCGAAGACAAAAUUUCGGAAUUGAAAGAUUUGGAUCCAGAAGGAAAAUAUAUUCUUUCUACGAGAAUUCGUUGUGGACGCUCUUUCAAAGGAUAUCCAUUCAAUCCUCUUUUGUCUCGUGAUGAUUAUAUUAUGAUGGAGACAAAAGUCAAAAAUGUUUUUGAUGGAUUAAAGGGUGAUUCGGAACUUGGUGGAACUUACUAUCCGCUUGAUGGCAUGUCAAAGGAUACCCAAAAGCAAUUAAUUGCAGAUCACUUUUUGUUUAAGGAAGGCGAUCGUUUCCUGAAAGAAGCUAACGCAAGUAUGAAAAAGUUUAAUUUAAUUUUAUAUCAUAUUUUAUUUUCUAGACCACUUUUGGCCUGCAGGAAGAGGAAUUUUCCACAACGCCAAAAAGGCAACGGAACAACUGUGCGUGCAUCUGUACACAUUAAAUUGCCAAAGAUAAGCUCAAAGCCUGAAUUCAAGAAAAUUUGCGAAGAUAUGAAACUGCAAAUUCGUGGAAUUCAUGGGGAGCAUUCUGAAACGGAAGGUGGUGUCUAUGAUGUUUCGAAUAAGGCGCGUCUUGGACUUACAGAAUAUGAAGCUGUCAAGCAAAUGUAUGAUGGCGUUAAGAAAUUAAUUGAGCUUGAAAAGGCAGCUAGUUGA